UGAUAAGAAGUAGAACUAUAGAAUCAUUACUUCUUCCUCACUCUCUUUUCUCUCUCUCUCUCUCUCUCUCUCUCUCUCUCUCCAUUUAUAUAUACAAGAAUAAUAAACUCUCCUAGAAGCUGAUAAGGUAUAUAAGCCAGCCAUCAUACCAAUCAUACUGCAUCUCCUUCAUGUUGAAGAAAUUCAUAUUUCUUUUAAUUCUAGCAAAGGAUUUUAUGUGAUAUAUUUCGCUUUUCCUUUUCCUACACUAAACUUUGUCCACCUAGUGCAUCUUCAAUCUUCUUUCUCUCUUUCAACAUGACAGCCAGAUUAUCAGAGAAGCUUUUAAAAUUGAUGGCACAAGCCUAGAUUAUGACUAGCAAUGGGAUGGCCUUCUUCUCAGCAAAUUUCAUGCUACAAGCCCCUCAUGAAGAUGGCAAUCAGCAUUCCUCUUCUCUCAAUCCAAUCCUACCCUCAUGCACACCUCAGGACUUUCAUGCUUCAAAAGGUUGUGUUGAUGCAGGGGUUGCAUCCUUCCUAGGCAAGAGAUCCCUAUCAUUUUCAGGUGUUGAAUUGGGAGAAGAAGGUAAUGGGGAGGAUGAUUUGUCUGAUGAUGGGUCACAGGUAGGGGAGAAAAAGAGGAGGCUUAACAUGGAACAGGUGAAGACACUUGAGAAGAACUUUGAGUUGGGAAACAAGCUUGAGCCAGAGAGGAAAAUGCAGUUGGCUAGGGCUCUAGGUCUGCAGCCAAGACAGAUUGCCAUAUGGUUCCAAAACAGGAGGGCAAGGUGGAAGACCAAGCAGUUGGAGAAAGACUAUGAUCUUCUUAAGAGACAGUUUGAAGCUGUCAAAGCAGACAAUGAUGCACUCCAAGCUCAGAACCAAAAACUUCAAGCAGAGAUAUUGGCACUAAAAAAUAGAGAACCAACAGAAUCUAUCAACCUCAAUAAAGAAACAGAGGGUUCCUGCAGCAACAGAAGCGAGAACAGCUCGGAGAUCAAGCUGGAUAUCUCAAGGACACCAGCCAUCGAUAGCCCUUUAUCCACUCAUCCAACCAGCAGACCAUUCUUUCCAUCUUCUGUUGCUGUUAGGCCUCCGGGGGUGGCUCAGCUCUUCCAAAACUCAUCAAGACCGGAUCACCUCCAAUGCCAGAAGAUGGAUCAAAUGGUCAAAGAAGAAAGCUUGAGCAACAUGUUCUGCGGCAUGGAUGAUCAAUCCGCCUUCUGGCCGUGGUUGGAGCAACAACAUUUCAAUUGAACCCAGAUGAUUGUCGUUAUUGGAUCGAGUAUAAUCUUUUUGAUUUCGCAGUGAAAUCAAGAGGGCAUCAUAUAUUAAUUAAUUAAUUACCUUGUUCUUUUAUGCUUUCAAUUAAACCACGUUUUGCUACUUAGAAUGUAUAAAAGUAAAAUAUAGCAGGUUGAAUUUUCAGGAGGAAUAAAAGGGCCGGUAGUAGUAAUAAUAUA
This is a messenger RNA of Corylus avellana, 1442 nucleotides long. Its product is annotated as homeobox-leucine zipper protein ATHB-13. Gene Ontology annotation, biological process: positive regulation of DNA-templated transcription. Gene Ontology annotation, molecular function: sequence-specific DNA binding; DNA-binding transcription factor activity, RNA polymerase II-specific. The record is from RefSeq and is a predicted model, not a curated record. NCBI's taxonomy places the organism in Eukaryota, Viridiplantae, Streptophyta, Magnoliopsida, Fagales, Betulaceae. Gene Ontology annotation, cellular component: nucleus.